UAAAUUCCAAAGUUCACUGGAGCUUUUUUUUUUCCUCUUCAAUCCAAGACAAAAAAGAGACAGAUGUACAUUUCAGGCACUGAGGAAAACAGGAGAAGACAUCAGACGCUUAGGUAGGGCUGGUGUGAUGGAACUCGGUGACUUCAGUCUUGGCCACCAAGUUAGAGCGGCAGGAUGCACCGUGGGGGCCUCCACUCAGCGUCAUGCAUGGGGUGCCCACCAGAAGCCAGAGUGUGCCUGGCCCAGCUGCCUGGUCUGGCCAUGAUGACAUCACCUGUAGAGACUUUGCCCUGUCUCUCUGACCCACCCUUCAUCCUCUGCAGCCUAUUAUGCAGGGCCUCAGGGGCAGCUGUGAGGUUAACGGACCUGCUGCAGAUGCUGCCCAGCAGGUGGCGGGAGCUCCAGCAGGGCACAGCUGCAUCAGCCCUACGGCAGCCCUGCGCCUGGAGCGCUGUGUGCAUGGGGGGACAAGAGAGCAAACAAAGGCUCGUUCCAGUUGGAGGCGACUUGUCUAAGAUCACACACUCACAGCAGGACCGGGACCCUCUUUCUUCCACACUGACUGAGGUUACUGGCUCUUGGAAGACACGGACAGGGGACAUGGGUCACACACAGUGGAGGGUGGACAGGCCCAGGUGGGAGAUGACAGGCAGAGGCCUGGUAGAGGCAUGGCUGGGAGGACAGCCCCCCACAGGUCUAGGGGUGCAAGUAGAGAUGGUAGUCGCAAGGAGGUAGCCUUGGGGAGCCCUGACACCAGUCCUGUACCCUCACCCCUCUGUACUUGUGCAUCCUCAGAAAGAAUUUAGGGCUGACCUGGGCCAGUGACACCUGGCUGGAGACCCUGCUCUGCCACUAAUGAGAUCUGUGACCCAGAAAGGUCACUUUACUUCAUGGGCCUCCCUUUCCCUGUCUGUAAAAUGGUCUCCCUUUCCACACCCCAGGGCAUGAAAGGGUAAAGAGAAGUGGUGACCAAGGCCUCCACAGAGAGCCCCGCACUGGGCAGGAACUUCUCAUGUCCUCUGUGCUCCGGGCUUUGUGUCCCCAUCAGCCCGGGCCCCUUCCUGGGAACCAGCUCUGGGCUUGUCAGAGAGCCAAGCUUCUGUCAACCCCACCCGAGCUGGCCAGUUAAUGAGUGACCAGACCUCUGAAGCCUGGUCUAUAAGGAGCUGCCAGCUGGGAAGCAGGUGGGAGCCAGGUGGACAGCGGCAGCAGGGACACAGAGGGGGCAAGAUGGGCAGCAGGCCCCUGUUGGGAUGCCUGUCAGGGUUGGCUGUGGUCCUGCUGCUGCUGCUGCUGCUGCUGCUGCCGCCGGGUACACAGUCAGUCUACAUCAAGUACCGAGGCUACCAGGUCCAGCUGGAAUCAGUGAAGAAGCUGAAGGCCCUGGAGGGACAGUGGAUGCCCAGCCCCCGCCUGCAGGCCCAGAACCCCCAGCCCUCCGUGUGCAACCACCCAGCCCUGCCCCUGGACCUCCAGCCUGUGUGUGCCUCCCAGGACGCUGCCAGCAUCCUGCCGUCCUUGAGGGCCAUGGACAAUGAGGAGUGCGAGCUGUGUGUGAACAUCGCCUGUACCGGCUGCUGAGAUGGUCGUGGCCCCCCAGCCCACUGCCCCUGCAGCCCUCCACUCCUACCCGUGCUCAGCGGAGAAGCCAGGCCACAGGGCCAUCGCCACCUUCCCAGGGCCCUAGCGCUGGAUCCAAGCAGAGUUCAGCCCACUGCUUCUGAAUAAAGAUUCUGCCCACACAGG
This is a messenger RNA of Chinchilla lanigera (long-tailed chinchilla), 1746 nucleotides long. It is a transcript of the gene Guca2b, whose product is annotated as guanylate cyclase activator 2B (uroguanylin). The coding region runs from base 1129 to 1581 and encodes 150 amino acids. NCBI's taxonomy places the organism in Eukaryota, Metazoa, Chordata, Mammalia, Rodentia, Chinchillidae. The record is from RefSeq and is a predicted model, not a curated record. Gene Ontology annotation, molecular function: guanylate cyclase activator activity. Gene Ontology annotation, cellular component: extracellular region. The transcript has 3 exons.